AUGGGGAUUGCGAAACAAACAUUUCCAGACUUUUAUUCUUUUGCACGCUUCGUCAAAUUGCUCUGGCUCUUCACAGCAGACGAUGUUCUUUCAAUCCUGAUACCAAAUGUUGUCUGCAGUUUGGCGAUUGCUCUCGCAGGAAGUCCCUUCGAGUCCCGGAUAUCUCAGAUUGAGGUUCUGGCAAGAAUACCCACAGUCGUUUUAUGGGUCUGGCUCAAUCUUCUCUUCUUCAACGUGUCGAAUCAGAUCCAGGACGCUUCCAUCGAAGAGGACCGAGAGAACAAGCCAUGGAGGCCAUUGCCAUCGCAAGCGAUCACCCAGCCUCAAGCCAGAAUCCUCUAUGCGGCUCUUGGGCCCUUGGUGUUGAUCACCAGCGCCGUCACCGGUGGCAUUCUUCCCAGCAUAUCCCUUCAGAUCCUCACCUUCGCUUACAACGACCUGCGUCUGGGCGACCGUUGGUAUUUCCGAAAUUGCAUUAACGCCGGCGGCUACCUCAGCUUCCUCGUUGGCGCCGUGCAAGCUGCACUCAACACCUGCGAUUUGGAAUAUUCGGACCUGAGCAUCCGAUGGCUGGCCCUGAUUGGCUGCGCCGUGACCACUGGGAUACACGCCAUGGAUCUCUACGAUCAAGCAGGCGAUUCGAAACGGGGCCGAAGGACACUUCCCAUCGCCAUGGGUGACGCACUGGCCAGGAACGUGCUUCUCGUAUCCAUGGCACUGGUCUCUCUGAGCGCGUCAAGAGUGAUUGGAGUCUCCUACGCAAGCUCGGGCCCAACCAUGGCCCUAGCCGCCGUCAUUUCGACGAGACUCAGGAGGCUAAAACCGAGCGUACGAGCAGAUAAGGCCACGUUCAAGUUUUGGUGUCUGUGGAUCAUUUCCCUGUAUCUGAUUCCGGUCUUGGACAAGGUCUGGUUCUCGAACUGA
Rasamsonia emersonii CBS 393.64 is the source of this 924-nucleotide messenger RNA. RefSeq lists its product as uncharacterized. Gene Ontology annotation, molecular function: transferase activity, transferring alkyl or aryl (other than methyl) groups. Bases 1 to 924 code for a protein of 307 amino acids. The transcript has a single exon. The record is from RefSeq and is a predicted model, not a curated record. Lineage: Eukaryota; Fungi; Ascomycota; Eurotiomycetes; Eurotiales; Trichocomaceae. Gene Ontology annotation, cellular component: membrane.